AGCGCGGGCGGCACCAGCUCGGUGGGGCUCGCGGCUCGGGCCGGGCGGCUGCUGCGGGCGCGGCAGGAGGCGGCCGCAGUCUCCAGGGCAGUGGCGUCGCCCGGGUCCCCGCAGCCGCCGGCGCAGGUUUGGACAUCAUGAAAACCCUUUCACAGUGACUGACUGCCUUUGCUAAUGGGAUAUACAGAAGCCCCCUCCACCCAGCUUCAGUGACUUUUACUGGUGGGCCCCAUCGGCAGGCCUCAUCAAUGGCGCCCCUGGCAGGAACUGAGGGACAGUGGCAGCUAUGCCUCCCUGUGCUCCAGCCACUCCUCCCACCUUCUGCUAACCUGCAUGCUGUGGGUGCCCUGGCCAUCCCCCGAGGACUGAUCAUCUGAGACUGUUUCACUCCGAGUACCGAGUCCCUCAAGAUGUGGCUGGAGUGGCUGGUGGCCUGGAGCUGGUCUCUGGAUGGCCUGAGGGAUUGCAUUGCCACUGGCAUCCAGUCUGUGAGGGACUGUGACAGCACAGCCGUUGUCACUGUGGCCUGCCUGCUGGUCAUGUUUGUGUGGUACUGUUACCAUGUGGGCCGAGAGCAGCCUCGACCCCAUGUGUCCGUCAACUCCCUCCUGCAGGGAGUGGAUGCCAACGGGCUACAGAACGGGUCCAUGUACUGCCAGUCACCCGAGUGUGCGCGCUGUAUGCACCAGGACGGCCUCAAUCAGAAGCUUUACCACAACCUGCAGGAAUACGCCAAGCGGUACUCAUGGUCUGGCAUGGGCCGCAUCCACAAGGCCAUCCGGGAGCAGGGCCGCUACCUCAGCAGCCAGCCCUCCAUCCAGAAACCCGAGGUCUUCUUCCUGCCUGACCUCCCCACUACGCCCUACUUCUCCCGGGACGCCCAGAAACACGAUGUGGAGCUGUUGGAGCGGAACUUCCAGGCCAUCCUCUGCGAGUUUGAGACACUCUACAAGGCCUUCUCUAACUGCAGCCUCCCGCAGGGGUGGAGAGUGAAUAGCACCCCCAGCGGGGAGUGGUUCACCUUUGACUUUGUCAACCAGGGCGUUUGUGUCCCCAGGAACUGCAGGAAGUGCCCACGGACUUACCGCUUGCUCGGCAGCCUCCGGACCUGCAUUGGAAACAAUGUUUUCGGGAACGCUUGCAUCUCGGUGCUGAGCCCUGGGACUGUGAUCACGGAGCACUAUGGACCCACCAACAUCCGCAUCCGGUGCCACCUAGGUCUGAAGACUCCCAGUGGCUGUGAGCUGGUGGUGGGGGGUGAGCCCCAGUGCUGGGCAGAAGGUCGCUGCCUGCUCUUCGACGACUCCUUCCUGCACACUGCAUUCCACGAAGGUUCCGCUGAGGAUGGUCCCCGGGUGGUCUUCAUGGUGGAUCUCUGGCACCCCAACGUGGCAGCUGCCGAACGGCAGGCCCUGGAUUUCAUCUUUGCUCCAGGACGAUGAGGACGUUGCCUGGGCUGGAGCCAGGCUGUGUGGGUCCCAGGUGGACUGUGGGACAGCCGAGUCCCUGCCCUGAUCCACAGUGGAAGCUCAGGUGGCUUCCUGUCACUGUGGGGGCCCUCUCUCCUUUGGUUACUGGGAACAUCCUAGGUUUCUUUCCCCUUCCAGUUAUUUGCUGGGACUUCUGACCUACUAGUGUGUCCCUCUGGGUGUGACAAGAGACUCUGUGCCCCUCAAGUCUGUGACUUCGCUACCUGGUGUCUCCUCCUUGUUCUGGAAUAGAGUAACCAAAAGGCCAUUUGUCUGAAUGUAAUCAUCUCAAACUUUGUAGCUAUCUCAAGCGAGAAAAACAAAACACCACAGACCACAAGCCAUUGGGCCUGAAAACUUGGCCUUUGAUGCUGGGGUUCCAAGGACCUUUACUGUCCCAGAGCAAGAGACAGCCUGUAAGUCUGGUUGGCUUCAUUAAGAGCUUACCAAACACCAUCAGGGUGGUGUGUAGGUCAGGGCCCAGGGAAUCUGUCAUUAUUGCUGUCACCCAAAGUCUGUCAGAGUCCUGGUGGUUUAACCAGGGCCUUUGCUCUAACCACAGCUUCCAACAGAGCCGACAACCAGUGAGUGCUCCCAGCUCAGCACAGAACAGGGACACACUUAGCUCACUGCCUACCGAAGCCUACUGCCAAGCCAGGCCUGACACAUGCUGUGCUGUGGUCUUGAGUUCACCGAGAUUGGCAGGAACCGUGCUGAGCUGAACCUCUGCCACCAAUCAUGUGACAAGGUGGUCCAUCGUGCUUUGGAACCUGUUGCCUAAGAGUUGAAAUUUAUUUAUUGUAUGUAAAUGUUCAGAUGCUAGACUCAGAGACAGCAGAGAGUCAGUCCCAUGUUGGUCAAAACGAUGACUCAAGCCCAUGGGCAUGAGGACACUGAAGAGAGCCACAGACCCCAGGAUCCAUAAACGUGACAUUGGUCUUUGGUCUUCAGAGAAAACACGCAGUUCUCUUCCUAAAGUGAAGGCUAGCCAGAGGCCCAGCUGGCCACAGGUCCAACCGAUGUGAGAGUAUAAUCAGCCAGCCUUUCUCAGGACACUCUGGGAGUAAUGACCCAUGGCAUUGUCCAGAGCAGAAUAGAAUGGACAGCUUGCCUUAUGUGACACUGGCCCAGGUCCAGCGUUAGGUCCAAAUGCAAACCAGACACCUCUAGAGGGUAAUUUGAUCAAGUCAGUCCAUAAUGGAGGGAAACGCACCUAGAAUUUCUGUGCUCAGAUUUGGGAGGGGAACCAUCAGGCUCCAGAUCCUCUGCAGUUGGGGGUCUCGUCAGAGACCUCCAAAGUGCAUGACUGCCACAUGUCCCAACUGCCCCCACCACACACCAAGGACAUGGCUAGGGAACAGGAAGUAAAUAAAGAGCUUGCUGACAA
Molecule: messenger RNA, 2856 nt
Organism: Mesocricetus auratus (golden hamster)
Lineage: Eukaryota; Metazoa; Chordata; Mammalia; Rodentia; Cricetidae
Gene: Asphd2
Product: aspartate beta-hydroxylase domain containing 2
Exons: 4
Coding region: 411-1442 (343 amino acids)
Source: RefSeq, a predicted model, not a curated record